Molecule: messenger RNA, 2843 nt
Organism: Limanda limanda (common dab)
Lineage: Eukaryota; Metazoa; Chordata; Actinopteri; Pleuronectiformes; Pleuronectidae
Gene: pgap4
Product: post-GPI attachment to proteins GalNAc transferase 4
Exons: 2
Coding region: 154-1428 (424 amino acids)
Biological process (GO): GPI anchor biosynthetic process
Cellular component (GO): Golgi membrane
Molecular function (GO): glycosyltransferase activity
Source: RefSeq, a predicted model, not a curated record
GCACAGGGGUGUUUGAACAUGGCGGCGACACAGAGAGGCAGGCCCGAGCUGAGACGUUCCUCCGCCCUGCUCACUCCCCAGCUGCUCGUCCCCAGCAGGUUCUUCAGGUUCCACUGAAGGGAUCGGUCCUGUGGGCUGUCAGGAGCAGAGUGCAUGCUGGGACAAUCCGCUGCUGGUAAGAACUCGUCCUGCUGCCCUCAGUCCCCGAGCGUCUCGCCGGCCGUCGGCUCGAUGCCUCGAUGGCGAGCGUGCUCCACCCACUGCCUGCGCUGGUCCAGCCCGGUCCCUCAGGCGCUGGUCCUGUGCGUCCUGACCUUCUGCGUCCUCCUGCCUCUGUGCUGCCACCAGCUGCUCUACUCCUACUUCUUCAUGAAGUCCGUGUACUUGGACUCCAUGAGUGAGGACGUCCUGCAGGACAGCCUGGCCCGGGGUCAGGAUGCGCUGCGCUUCUGGCAGAGCGCUUCCGGCACAGCGGGGGGGUCUUCCAGGUCGCGCAGCCCCGCCCGGCAUCCCGAGCUGCUGGUCACCGUGGUGACCGUCAGGCGGAGGGAAGGGCGGGACUUCCACUACCUGCUCCAGGUGAUGCGGCAGCUGGGCGGCAUGGUGGGCGGCUGUGGCGAGCGGCGCUGUGCGGAGCUGCUGGUCUGUGACGUGGAAACCGGUCCCCAGGAGAACCAGGACGCCAAGCUGCUGGAGGAGCACUUCCGGGUGGUCCGGCGCUCGCCUCAGGAGCAGCAGGCGGCCCGGGACCCCGUCAACACCUUCGAGAGGGAGAAGAGGGACUACGUCUUCUGCGUCCGUAAGGGCUGGGAGCUGCUGAAGCCCCGGAACAUGGUGGUCCUCGAGGACGACGCGCUGCCCAGAGGAGAUUUCUUCGGAGUUGUGAAGAACCUUCUGUCUCGUCGCUUCUCCCUUCAGACGCUCUACAUCAAGCUCUAUCACCCGGAGAGGCUGCAGCGCUACUGGAACCCGGAGCCCUACCGCAUCCUGGAGUGGGUGGGGCUCGGGCUGGUGGCAGCAACAGCUCUGCUCCUCAGCUUGGCCUACUGGAACCCCUUCUCUCUCUCCUUCACCCUGUCGGCGGGCCACCUCCUCUUCUUCACCCUCUACUUCAUGGCUGCUGCGGAGCUCCUGGGGCGGCACUACGUCCUGGAGGGGCGGAGACUCUCCCCUCAGCUCUACGCCGUCUCCCCGGCCACCGAGUGCUGCACGCCGGCCAUGCUCUUCCCCGGGAACGCCUCGCUGAGGGUGGCCGAGUAUCUGGACGGCUCGUUCUGUGUGAAGGGGAACGCCAAAGACAUGGUUCUGUAUCAGAUGGCGAGGACGAUCCCGGGGGAAACGUCUCACAGCGUGGAGCCCAACCUCGUCACCCACAUCGGGGCCUUCUCCUCGGUCAGGCCCAACCCAUCCAGGCCCAAACUCCUCUGACAGAACCAGGAGGUGGUUUAUUAGAUCCGAUUCCUACUUGGUUCUACUCCUCCUUCCUGCCACGCCCCCUUCUGGACCCCUCCCACAUUGUGAGUAGAAGAUUUGGGGAUUUUCAGGGAAAAAGUUCUCAAGUCAUCAGGAAGAAAGCUGGACUAAGUUUGGUGGAAACUUGUUCUUCUGUUUGUCUUCAGAGAGCGGGUCGCUGUGGUCGUCGGUGUCACCAUGUGCCUUUUCAAAUAUUGUUAUAAAUAUAGAAAUCCAUUCGGUAGAAGCUUCUUUCAUCAGAGUUUAUAGCACAACAAGAGGAGACUGUAGCAGAGGAUGGUGUCAAAACUAAAAGACAGAGCACAUAUAUAUAUUUAUACGACUCGACGGAAGGUAACGUGACAUCAUGAGUGAGACAAUCUGCAAACUGAUGAUGUAGAGGUUCAACGUCUCAUCCGUCCCAGGGCCUCAGUGAAGCUGCAGCAGCCUCAUCACACAAAGCUCAUCAACACGGAGCGGGUUCAACUAUGGAAAUAGGUUUUUGAAUUUGGUUUUCAACUCAAUCGGGACAUGAAAUACUUUGGCUGAUCCGUGUGUUCAGGUUUGGACCCGACAUCAUAUCAUCAUGCUGGAGAACUUCUUUCAUAUCUGGGACAUUCCUGAUUUCUAUUCAUCGGAAGUGAUUUGUUUGUUUACAUUUAAGCCGUUUCAUAAUUGAUGGAUCUUGACUUCGGACGGAUUCAGUCGACUGGUGUCUAUGUGCAGUUUGGUGCAGACACGUAAAAACACAUAUGCAGCUCAUUUGAACAUGAGCCUUGAUUUCUUUAUAUGAAACUAUUUUAAAACCCUUCCGAUGCUGCCUUAAACAUUCAUCAUCCACUUUCAAAAGUUACAGAUUUUUCAGUUAUCAAUGUGUCAGAUGGAUACGAUGAAAUUGGCAAGAUUGUUGAGACUUCUCCCCCGUUCUACCCCAGAUCUCGUUAAAACUCAGCUACGGGUUUGAAAGCAUUUGACUCAAUCUCUUCCUUCCAGUUGAUCUUUGGUUGGAAACGUUCCAGUGUAACAAACUAAUCAGGAGUUUAAAAACCAGGAAGCGUUCAGACGUCUUCGUCUUCUCGGCUUUCAAAGCAUUUAAAUCACAUCCAAGUGACAUCUGUCUCGGCUGCGUCAGUUUAGGAAACAGGAAGUUGUAGUGUUGUUGAGAACCAGUUAACUUUAUUGGACGCUGAAUCACUGAGAAAGAAUGAGGGUGUGAACAUGGGUUUCUGAUUGUGGCCUUUUGUAUUUUAUAGUCCUGUCUUUGUACAGAGGUUUGAGAUAGUACGCAGGCGCAGGGUUUCAGCGGCCAUCUUUCUCCAUUUGGAAAUGUCAUGCCUAAUGUUACAACAUUUGUUGAGCAGCCUAACCUGUGUUUGUUUCUUUGCCCUUUU